UAAUAAUAAGAAAUGGUAAGAAUAUAGAUUCUAAAUUUUGUUAGGCAUCUCUUUUGAAUAUGGUUUAAGGAUAACCAAUAAUAGAGGUUAGUUUAGAUGGUAUAGAAACACGUAAACAUACAAGAUUUUAAGAUAAAUAAUUGGGAGCAUUAAGAUUACCAGUUUAUUCUGUAUUUAUAUUAUAUUUAUAAUAAAUAGGGUGAUGAUGAUAUUACAGGAGUAAUAGAAUUAAAAAUGAAUAAAUAAAAGAAAAUAGAACAUUUAGGUAUUAGAGUUGAAUUAAUAGGAAGAAUUGGUAAUUAUUAUUUAUUUAUGAAUAUUAAGAAAUUCUAAAUGAUUAAAAACAAAGUUCAGAUUUUAUGUCUAUGUCAAGAGAAUUAGAACCAUAAGGAUUGUUAUUUGAAGAUAAAACAUAUAAGUUUUAAUUUUAAAAGUUUGAAAAAUAACAUGAAAGUUAUUAUGGAAAUACAGUCAGAUUAAGAUAUUACUUAAAAGUUUAUAUGAAUCGUAAUUAUGGGAAAGUGUAAAAAGAAAUUGAUUUUGCAGUUUUAAUACCAUAACCAGAACUAGAAGAUUAACCAUAAACAUCAUUAAAAUUAGAAGUAACUAAUAUUUUAUUAAAUAAUAUAUAGGUUGGUAUUGAAGAAUGUUUACAUAUUGAUUUUGAAUAUUUUAAAAGUAGAUAUCAUUUAAGAGAUGUAGUAACUGGAAAAGUUAAUUUCUAUUUAGUGAAAAUUAAAAUUAAACAUAUGGAAUUAGCAGUAAUAAGAAAAGAAUAAUAUGGAUAAGGACCAUAAUAAUAAACUGAUAAUGAAACACUUGUUAAAUAUGAAUUAAUGGAUGGUUGUCCUUAAAAAGGAGAAGUUAUACCUAUACGGUUAUAUUUAAGUGGUGUUGAUAUAACACCAUCUAUCAAAAAUGUUAAUGGUAAAUUCAGUGUCAAAUAUAUUCUUAAUCUUAUUUUGGUUGAUGAAGAUGAUCGAAGAUAUUUUAAAUAAUAAGAAAUUACAAUCUAUAGAAAGAAAUGA
This is a messenger RNA of Paramecium sonneborni, 1028 nucleotides long. NCBI's taxonomy places the organism in Eukaryota, Ciliophora, Oligohymenophorea, Peniculida, Parameciidae. The record is from the annotation of a GenBank genome assembly.